Molecule: messenger RNA, 288 nt
Organism: Meloidogyne enterolobii
Lineage: Eukaryota; Metazoa; Nematoda; Chromadorea; Rhabditida; Meloidogynidae
Source: the annotation of a GenBank genome assembly
UUAAUGCCCACUGAAAAAGACAACGUUGAAAUUCGUUUAUUAUUGUUUGGUAAAGCUCGAGAUAUCGUCGGAUUAGAAUUAUUAAAAGAAGAAAUACCUAGAAUUAUUACUGUAAAGGAUCUCUACAAAAUUGUUUUUGAAAAGGCAAUUUGCCCUCCUCUAUUAUCUAUAAAGAAUUCAUGUAUUUUAGCUGUUGAUCACAAAUACUUGAACAUUUGUAAUGAAGAGGAAAUUGUAUUAAAUGAAAAUUCGGAAAUAGCAAUUAUUCCUCCAAUUUCUGGUGGAUAA